AUGGGACACAAAAAGAGAACCAAGGUAAUAUUCAGUGCUGGAGCAGGUGGCAGUGGAGCCAUUGGACCAUUUAACACAGACACGACUUUGAUCUACAGAGCAGUGAUAACAAACAUCGGUGGUGCCUACAGUCCAUCUACAGGUGUCUUCACUGCACCGGUUGCAGGUGUUUAUUAUUUUACAUUCUUCUAUCACGCCGGAGGAACGUAUGAGGUAAAGCUUCUCUUGUACAAGAACAACGAGUUGAUGGCCAUGACCCAUGAUCACCAGUCAGCCGUUGAUACUGCUGAUAAUGGAGGAAACGCAGUGUUCCUGCAGCUGCAGCGAGGUGACCAGGUGUAUGUACGCUUGGCUGCGAACUCUCAUGUUUGGGGAACCCACCACCAUACAACUUUUAGUGGUUUUCUGGUCAGUCAAAUAUGA
Molecule: messenger RNA, 423 nt
Organism: Scomber scombrus (Atlantic mackerel)
Lineage: Eukaryota; Metazoa; Chordata; Actinopteri; Scombriformes; Scombridae
Product: complement C1q-like protein 3
Exons: 3
Coding region: 1-423 (140 amino acids)
Molecular function (GO): protein binding
Source: RefSeq, a predicted model, not a curated record